CAGUCGUACCACUGCUACACUCAUCUGUUGGAUAAAAUGUGUUCAACUGAAGUGGCUGUUUUGAAUGGUUACGUGAACACACAAUUUAUAUAAAUAUGGGAAACUCGAUGUAUACACACGUGUGCUGUUUAAUCAGUCAGUUGUACUUUUAUGAAAAGGAGAUAUAUUUCAGUUAUCAUGUGAUCACAAGUUCGGACCUAUAGUUCUGACAAUAGAUGGAGUUUAAGGUAACACCAAAAUGACGAAGCGUUGACAGACAUAUGCCAAUGAUAGAAAGAGAUGGGGUUGACACUAGGUCUUCAAUAUUCCCACGUAACGGAGGGUGACGUCACCAGGUGCGUGCCCAAGACGCGCUUCCGGCCGCUCCCUGCCACCCACAGAAAGUCAUCGGGGACGCUCAUCUUCGAAACGAUGGCUUACCCAAUGGACUGCUGGCGGAACCGAAAAACGAGCCCAGAGUCUGUGUAUUGGUGGUGUGAUGGCCAGUUUGUACCGAACGAUGACUGUUCGCUGUUCAUUGCCGGGGGAGCGUUCAAUCCCCGAACCACACAUGCCUGGAUCAGUAUCCUCCAUGCAAGGGCGGGUCGAGUGAUCAAACUGGACAUGAGUGGCGAUAUAAUAGGUGGGGAACAUCUUACAGACACAUCCAUGGCUAACUUCCCCAAACUCCAGAUGCACCCAUCAGGACACUAUUUCUCCUAUAUCGGGCCCGAGUCUGUCAUGAUUGAGACCACAGAUCAUGAACCGGUCUACUCCAGGUGCAAGGACCUCAGAAUGUGCAAUCACAAAUUCUGCGCCUUCUCGCCCAACGGGAAAUACAUAGCCAUUAUUCAAACUCACUCCAGACAUAUCGAGUUAGUAUUAUCGCGGCUCGAUAAAGGCUCAACUGCCUACGACACCGGUGUGACACUGUCUGCGCUGCUCAAGGAUUUCCGUAGCCAGGCCUAUAAUGAACAUAUCGAAUGCAAAUGGUCCCCGGACAGUGAAUACAUACUUAUAUGCUCCAACAUAGAUUUUAUGUUUGUGUUAAACAAGCAAUUGGAAUUAGUUGUCAACAUAACCAGAGAUAUACUUCCAGACGACGCAUUUCCCAGCUGGGCUGGAAGUUUUGAUUACGACCCGCGGUAUCUGCACGAUAUGGCGGCUGUAGGGUGCAAAAAUAGGUGUGUGUACUUCGUGAACAUUGGACUGAAAGAAGUUAUUCGAAAAUCAGCCACUCUAGGGCAAGACAGCAUAGACUGCUUGACUUACCAUCCCCAGGGUUUGGCGAUAGCUGUGGCUUGUAGGGAUUUUAACAUAUUCAUUCUUGAUAGCGAAAAUGCUGAACUCGUUUUCCAGAUUGAUAUGAAAUUCACGUUACCAGAAUUGACACAUAAAUUCGCCAGUUUCCCGAGUGUGAUGCGGGUGGAGUACAACACGGUGGGGGAACAACUGGCAGUGUCCACGAGUGACGGCAGAGUGCGGAUGUGGCAACUUCCGGUACAGAUAAGCCUGUUUGACCAGUGCAAGUGGACCAUACUGGCACACGUCCCAGCUGCCUCCGUGGAGAAACUUCCGCUGCCCAGGCAGAUUGUCCUGAAACUGCUCAACUUCCCGACCCUGUCUGGAUCCGGAAAGACAGACUACAGUGAUAUAAACUCUAUCGAGUGCACUGUGAACUCGUAAGAGGCGCACUUUAUUUGUGAUAAUUAGAUUAGAAUUUUGUCCUAUUUGUUGCGUUUUUAAACAACACAACUUGAAACUUUAAGUAUUUUGUUCUGCCGCCGUUGAAGCAUGGUAGAAACAAGUCCGAAAUAUAUUUACUUUUUUGUGUUAUGUCUAAAUAAUAUAUACAGCUCAAUAAAACUUAUCAAUGAACAAAGUUUCAUAAAGAAAACAUUCUAAAAUUGACCAAGAUAAUGUUACAAUUUUUUCCGUACGAACGUAUGUUAACUACAUACCAUAAGGUUUCAUGAAUGGCGUUACCUUUGGCAUAACAGAAACUAAAGAUUAUAAAAGACAAAUAGGGUCUUACUGCACGGGUGCGAAACAGUGUUUC
Mya arenaria is the source of this 2038-nucleotide messenger RNA. RefSeq lists its product as uncharacterized. Gene Ontology annotation, molecular function: protein binding. The coding region runs from base 280 to 1665 and encodes 461 amino acids. NCBI's taxonomy places the organism in Eukaryota, Metazoa, Mollusca, Bivalvia, Myida, Myidae. The transcript is spliced from 4 exons. The record is from RefSeq and is a predicted model, not a curated record.